Molecule: messenger RNA, 5369 nt
Organism: Xyrauchen texanus (razorback sucker)
Lineage: Eukaryota; Metazoa; Chordata; Actinopteri; Cypriniformes; Catostomidae
Product: trafficking protein particle complex subunit 10-like
Exons: 23
Coding region: 95-3865 (1256 amino acids)
Biological process (GO): early endosome to Golgi transport; intra-Golgi vesicle-mediated transport
Cellular component (GO): TRAPPII protein complex
Source: RefSeq, a predicted model, not a curated record
UGGAAAGUGAAGGAGGCUCAUCGAUACAUUAGCAGUGCUAUUAGAUGUUCUGUCAGUGUGAUCAAUUAAAGACCGAUGUUGAUGAUCGGAGCUCAUGGAGGUCCCUGAGGAGAAGCCCAUUAUCUACACGAUGGAGAACAAACCCAUAGUGACCUGUGCGGGCGAUCAGACCCUCUUCACGGCGCUGUACAGCUCACUGACCCAGCAGCUGUCCAGAGAGCCCAUGGAGUGGAGGAGGUCUUAUGGACGAGCACCAAAGAUGAUCUACCUGGAGGCCAAUUUUGUCCAGUUUAAAGAGGAACUGCUUCCUAAAGAGGAGAAUAAAGCGCUGCUCACAUUCCCAUUCCUGCACAUCUACUGGACGGACUGCUGCGACACAGAGGCGUAUAAAGCAUCGGUUAAAGAGGACAUGCAGCGCUGGCAGGGUGUCCUGCGUCUUCACGGCUCUGUUGAUUGGCUCAUCGUGGUGGUGGAGAGCGACAACAAGAAAAAGAACAAAACUAACAUCCUGCCGCGCACCUCCAUCGUCGACAAGAUCCGCAACGACUUCUGUAACAAACAGAGCGACAGGUGUGUGGCUCUGUCGGACCCUCUGAAGGAGUCGUCUCGCUCGCAGGAGUCCUGGAGUUCGUUCCUCACUAAACUGCGCACGCUGCUGCUCAUGUCCUUCACCAGGAAUCUGGGACGCUUUGAGGAUGAGAUGAGAACACUACGAGAGAAACGCACAGAGCCCGGCUGGAGCUUCUGCGACUACUUCAUGGUCCAGGAGGAGCUGGCGUUUGUCUUCGAGAUGUUGCAGCAGUUUGAAGACGCUCUGGUCCAGUAUGAUGAAUUAGACGCUCUUUUCACACAGUAUGUGGUCAACUUUGGCGCUGGAGAUGGCGCUAACUGGCUGGGUUCGUUCUGUCAGCCGGUGCGGAGCUGGAACGGACUGUUGUUACGCCGACCCAUCGACAUGGAGAAACGUGAGCUGAUUCAGCGAGGAGAGGCCAGUCUGCUGGACCUGCGCAGUUAUCUGUUCUCACGUCAGUGCACAUUGCUCAUCUUCCUGCAGAGACCCUGGGAGGUGACGACACGGGCACUCGAACUACUGCACAACUGCAUACAAGAACUGCGACUGCUCGAGGUGUCAGUUGUCAGUGGUGCAUUGGACUGUUGGGUGUUUCUCAGCUGUCUGGAGGUGUUGCACAGAAUCGAGGGCUGCUGUGACCGCACACAACUAGAUGCAAACUUCUCACACACUGUUGGCCUGUGGACUUAUGCUACUGAGAAGCUAAAGUCUCUGGGUGAUCUGUGUGGUCUGGUGUCAGAAAACAGCCCAAACUCUGAAGACCUGAACAAAACGGUUGACCUGCUGGCCGGUCUGGGAGCAGAGAGACCUGAAACCGCAAACAGCCUUCAGAGUCCAUAUAAAAAACUCAAAGAGGCGUUAUCAUCUGUAGAAGCAUUUGAGAAACAAUAUCUGGAGCUGUCUCAUGCUGCUAUGGAGAUGUACAGAGCGAUCGGGCGACUGCGCUCAGCUCGACUGCUGGGGAAGAGUCUGGCUGAGUUCUACAUGAGGAAGGGUGACCCUCAGAGUGCUGAGAACUUCCUGCAGGAUUCUCUGAAGUCAUACGUGUCUGAGAGCUGGAGUUUACCGCUCACACACACACGCAAACAGGUCGCUGAUUGUCAGAAACGACUACAGAAGAUGGACGAAUACCUGCAGACCAGCGCCCUGCUCGCCAGCAAUGCCAACCUGAGCGAGGAGGAGAGAACACACUUCUGCCAGGAGAUCCUGACCUUUGCCAGCCAGACCUCAGAGUGCAAAGAGCAUUGUGUCACUCUCAGCAUGAGUUCAUUCACGCAGCUGCAGGAGUUGCAUUUUCGCCCGCCGUCUGCACUCGUCCACGUUGGCGCUGCACUGCAGCUGGAGUUGCGUCUGUGCAGUCUGAUGCCCAUGGCUGUGCGUGUGGAGCAGCUCGCCGUCAGUAUACACUUCACGCUGGAGCAGCCCGGGACUGCGGCUCAGAAACGUUCGGGUCAGAGUGCAGACAGUACCGUCACAUUCCCAGCGGUGAGUCCGGUGUCUGCGCAGCCGGCACUCGAGUUCUGCGAGAUUCAGGAACACAGUCCGUCUGAUAACGCGCUCAACUCCGCCGGCGUGAUCUGCAAGAACAUGCACCUGCUAAUGCGUCGCCAUGACAGCACCACAUCCCUGGACACGCCUACCACAGCGCCAUCUGCCGUUGCUAUGGAAGAUGGUGCUCAGAUGCUGAAGACGAAUGAUGUCACUCUGUUGCCUGGCAACAACAGCAUAAUUUUCACUGCACCGAGUCAGAAGCCGGGCACAUACACUCUUCGGCAGCUUUGUGCUACAGUGGGGCGAGUUCAGUUUGUUCUGCCUCAUAUUUACCCUGUAGUGCAGUAUGAGGUUUACUCACAGGAACCUCAGCUCACCAUCCAACCCCUCACAGACAACCUGUUGGCCGGCUUACCUCAGCAGGUGAAAUUCACCAUCUUAACGGGUCACUACACGGUGAAGAAGGGUGAUGCACUUCAGUUGAGCAACACCGACUCGAUGCCGGUGCUGCACUCCGCCACAUGUGCCGCACGCAUCCUGAGCAGCACUGGAGAGCUGGUGGGUGAGAGCGCUCUGUCCAUCCAGUCGUCUGAGAAGGUGACGAGCAUCUCUCUUCCUGUGACUCCACCCUAUCACACGCUGGAGUUCCUGCUCGACGUGCUGUGUCAUAUCCCAUCAUGCCCUGCACGCAUGGAGAGCGAGCGGCUCACGAAUGGCGAGAUAAGUCAUCGCUCGCGCAGCAGAACGCAGUUUAACAGUGGAAUGACCGUCAUUGACCAGAAGGUGUCUGUUGAUUGCCCCUGGUCCAUUUACUCGACUAUAGUCUCUCUCAUGUUCCACGUGCCCUUUAAAGUCAAACACACACUGUUGUCUGCGGGAUGCAGGAAGUUCAUCCAGAUUUGUCUUCAGAAUGUAUCAGACACUAACUUUCGGCUGACCAAUCACACGCUCGCUGAGCAUCAACACACACCUUCACUGGAGCUGAUCUCACUCAGUACUAACAAACACAAUGUGAUCAUCAGUCGUCAGUGUGUGUUCAGCGUUUGGGAGCUGCGUUGGUCCGGCGCACUGCCGCCGCCGUCUCUGCAGUGUGUGUUCUCUGCCAGCUUCACUCCUGCAGACGCACCUGACGCAGCACUCAAACCCUACAGCUACGACUUCACGCUGGAGAGAGUUUCUACGUUGUACAGCGUGCAAGCAGAGAUCUAUCCGGCUGCGGAUGAGCAGCACUGUCGCACCGGAUCCCUCUGCAGACUGGAGGUGUCACUGACACGUCUCACAGAACCCAGUGAGACAGACAGAUCAGACGAGGAGUGUAGUGAGACAGAAGGACUGCGCACGUCCAGACUCAUGUAUGAAGUGAUUGAUAACAACAGUAACUGGGCAGUGUGUGGCAAAAGUUCAGGGGUCGUGUCCAUGCCAGUUGCCGCCAUGGCAACACACAAGGUUCAUAUGGAGAUCAUGCCGUUGUUUGCUGGACACCUGCCAUUCCCGAACAUUCGAGUGUUCAAAUACCUGCCUCACCACACAAGCCCUGUCAUCCAGCCCGACACAGAUUCGUGCCUGGAGAACGAUAACCUGUCUCUGCUGGAUAAGGGUUUGGAUGAUCAGGGCGACACGGCAAGUCUGCGCAGCCGAGGGAGCGUUCACUCUCUGGGCAGCGGCGAGCAGCAGCCGCGCAGUCUCCCCAUGCCAAAGCGCGAGCCGUUCGGCACCGGUCAGGUGUUUAAUAGCGCGCAGGGCCGCCAGGUGCUAGUGCUGCCCGCCACGGACGAUCACAUCAUGGAAGUCAAUGUCACAUGACCCAGUCUCGCCCUGGACGCCCCUGUGUAUGCCCUCAGCAGACCAGAGACGAGGAGCGAAAGGGGCGUGAGUGAUGGGGAGUCUGGUGUGCCCAAUUUAUGAACCGACAGGUGGACGUUGGCCUGACUUGAAAACAGGAACACAAACAAAAACAAACUGAUAUCAUUUGAGCCUGAGAAUCAUCUGCUGUCUUAAUACUUUUAUUUUACAUUAUUUUACAUCAUUUUUAUCACGUCAUGCACUUAUUGUUGCGCUUUACUGCGACAGACACUAGAUGGCACAAAAACACUUUUCCCGUCUUGGACAUCCCAUAGAGACUGUUCCCGGGGACAUUCACACAUUUAUACUGUGCCGUUUCUGCAUCUCUGUGUGUGUUUGUAUGUGAGAGACUCAAACCUGCUGCGUUUAGAGUUGCCCCCUUCUGGUUGUACUACUUCACUACGCUUUCACUUCAGUCUUGUUGCAUUCAGUGUCUGUGUGAAUGGAGGUGCUGUUGCUUUAUCAUCACAUGCUCUCUCUCUGUCAGACUGUGAGCGCCACCCGCAGGCUGCUGUACAUACUGUUGAAUACAUAGAUGAUAUUUAAAGAGAAUCACUGUAUUGACGCAUUGGCUGAACCAUAUACAGUUACAGGAGAAAAUAUGACAUUGAGUGAGAGACACUUAAGAUUACAGGAAUAUUCCGGGUUCAAGUUAAUCUCAUCUACAGCGUUUGUAUCAUAAUGUUGAUGAACACACACAUUAAUGUUGACUGGUUCCUCCUUUAAUAAAGCACAAAACAUAUUUUACUGUCAUUAAAUCACUUACUGACCACAUCUGUGUGAAGAUAGAGACAAUUAUACAACUUUAUUACCAUGAUGAUGAUGAACGCUGUAAACUUUACAGCUGAAAUAAUACACGAGUUUAACAGAAGAAUUAAUGGAAGUGCUUUUAUACAAUUAUAAUCUUCACAUUUCUGUCUUUAAACCUCCAAAAAUUGCCCCAUUGACUUCCAUUGUAAGAGUGUCACUGGAACACACAUUUGUGCUUUUAUUAAAGGAGGAACCAGUCAACAUUAAUGUGUGUGUUAAUCAACAUUAUGACACAAAUACUGUCGAUGAGAUUCCUUUUAAAGAACAAUUUAUAAUUCUCACAGGGAGAUUUUUGGGAGAACUGUAUUUAUUCUUAUUACUAAUUAGUUUUUUUUCUCUUGCUGUUGCUAAAACUAAAUUUGACGACUGCCAAAAAUAUUUGAGGAAGCGUUUCUGUUCUUUGUUGACUUGGACACAGUAUUGUUUUAAACACUCGUGUCUGCUUACAUCCCGCAUCAUGCGUUUGUAUCGGGCUGAUUUCGUGACUUUCUCACAUGGGACAUUCAGGACUUUUGGGGUGUAAAACAGGUGUUUAGGUUUCAGUCCGUGACGUCAGUAACAGUUUUCACAAGCUCUUUGUAAAUUCAGUCAAACAUCACAGAUUGUAUUUAGAUUAUUUAAAUAAAAUAAAAAUGUACGCAUUCUACAGCUGAAA